CGCCGAGGGCGAUUGGGGUUUCCCACCUUACACACAAAUAUUCCCAAUAAUUUAGCGACAGCCUCCUUCUUUGGCAAUCUUCCCAGAUCUUCUCAGCAUCCUCCAGCAAAUUUCCUUUGCGAUCAAACCCACGCACAUCCCUCACAAUGUCUAACGCUGAGCUGGCCACGUCGUACGCGGCGCUUAUCCUCGCCGACGACGGCAUUGAGAUCACGGCCGACAAGAUCUCGACCAUUAUCAAGGCCGCCAACGUUACCGAUGUCGAGCCCAUCUGGGCCCAGCUGUUCGCCAAGGCGCUCGAGGGCAAGGACGUGAAGGACCUGCUUUCCAACGUCGGCUCGGGUGGCGGUGCCGCCCCUGCCGCCGGUGGUGCCGCCGCUGCCGGUGGCGCCGCCGCCGAGGAGGCCAAGGAGGAGGAGAAGGAGGAAGAGAAGGAGGAGUCCGACGAGGACAUGGGCUUCGGUCUCUUCGACUAAACG
This is a messenger RNA of Gaeumannomyces tritici R3-111a-1, 479 nucleotides long. RefSeq lists its product as hypothetical. Gene Ontology annotation, molecular function: structural constituent of ribosome; protein kinase activator activity; ribonucleoprotein complex binding. Gene Ontology annotation, biological process: cytoplasmic translation; translational elongation. Lineage: Eukaryota; Fungi; Ascomycota; Sordariomycetes; Magnaporthales; Magnaporthaceae. Gene Ontology annotation, cellular component: cytosolic large ribosomal subunit; ribosome. The record is from RefSeq and is a predicted model, not a curated record. The coding region runs from base 147 to 476 and encodes 109 amino acids. The transcript is spliced from 4 exons.